Periophthalmus magnuspinnatus is the source of this 4153-nucleotide messenger RNA. RefSeq names its product serine/threonine kinase 40 (gene stk40). The record is from RefSeq and is a predicted model, not a curated record. Bases 277 to 1587 code for a protein of 436 amino acids. Lineage: Eukaryota; Metazoa; Chordata; Actinopteri; Gobiiformes; Gobiidae. Gene Ontology annotation, molecular function: ATP binding; protein kinase activity. The transcript has 11 exons. Gene Ontology annotation, biological process: protein phosphorylation.
GGCUGUGGGAGCUGUCAAUCAAGCCUUUUGUGCGUCAUUUCCGUUGUCAGGUGGUGCUGUCGCUGUGGAAAGAUGCGAUCAGCGAAGAGCGGAGGCUUUUCCUUAAUUGCUCAUUUCGGCUACCGCGGCUAAACAUCCUGAAACCAACCCACUGUGGUCGUUGUCGUUUGAGCGAAGGGUCCCGCGCACACACCGCAGCGUUUACCCCUCGAAAUGUCCAUGGUGUGACGAGACAACGCAGACUUUGCCCGGCGGUUUCGGCUCGAGAGCUCCAGUAUGUCCAAGAGGCGCUCGUCGGAGAGGGGGGCUGGAGAGACAUCGGGCAGGGCCAGUAAGCUGCAGUGUCCCGGGAUAUCUGGCAACAACGCCAAGAGAGCCGGCCCCUUCAUUCUAGGGCCUCGCCUGGGCAACUCACCCGUGCCCAGCAUAGUGCAAUGUCUGGCCAGAAAGGAUGGCAGCGACGACUUUUACCAGCUCAAAAUCUUGACACUGGAGGAGCGGGUGGAUUCUGCCGGGGAGACGCAGGAGGAGCGGCAGGGGAAGAUGCUGCUGCACACAGAAUACUCACUCUUGUCUCUGCUGCACAACCAGGAUGGUGUGGUUCACCACCAUGGCCUUUUUCAGGACCGAGCCUAUGAAAUCGUGGAAGAUAUAGAAGCCAACAAAAUCCGUAAGAUGAAGAAGCGCAUCUGCCUGGUGCUGGACUGCCUGUGCGCUCACGACUUUAGCGACAAGACCGCCGACCUCAUCAACCUGCAGCAUUACGUCAUCAAAGAGAAGCGGUUAAGCGAGCGCGAGGCAGUGGUCAUUUUCUACGAUGUGGUGCGCGUGGUGGAGGCGCUUCAUAAGAAAAAUAUUGUGCACAGAGACCUCAAGCUUGGAAACAUGGUGCUAAACAAACGGACUCAUAGAAUCACCAUUACGAAUUUCUGUUUGGGAAAGCACCUGGUAAGCGAGGAUGACCUGCUGAAAGAUCAGAGAGGAAGCCCUGCCUAUAUUAGCCCUGAUGUCUUAAGUGGACGGCCGUAUCGCGGUAAACCCAGUGACAUGUGGGCGCUCGGUGUGGUCCUGUUCACCAUGUUGUAUGGCCAGUUCCCCUUCUAUGACAGUAUACCUCAAGAACUCUUCCGCAAGAUUAAGGCUGCAGAGUAUUCCAUCCCAGAGGAUGGCCGUGUGUCCGAGAGCACUGUGUGUCUGAUCAGGAAGCUCCUGGUCCUGGACCCUCAACAGCGGCUCACUGCAGGAGAAGUCCUGGAGUCCCUUAGUGCCAUCAUUGCCUCUUGGCAAUCUGUUUCAUCAUUGAGUGGCCCCCUGCAGGUGGUACCAGAUAUUGACGAUCAGGUCAAUCACGCAGAACAUCUACAGGACGCCAAGGCUAUUGAGGAGUCCUCGCAGUACGAGUUUGAGAACUACAUGCGGCAACAGCUGCUGCUGGCUGAAGAGAAGAACACUAUCCAUGAGGCAAAGAGUUUCCUCAGUAAGCGUCAAUUUGGCAGCAUCCCUCCUGUGAGACGGCUAGGUCACGACGCCCAGCCUGUCAACCCCCUGGACGCUGCCAUCCUGGCACAGCGCUUCCUCCGCAAAUAACCCUCAGAGCCCUCUUUAGCCUCUGGUCUCCAGGCACACAGACUGUGGAGUCCAGAGAGGACUGAGCAGAAUGAGCCCAAAACUAAACAGAGGGCUCUGAAGGGCCACCUAGUCAUCCUGCAGGGCUGUACAUGUGAGGGGCACACAAUGGACAGACCUCUUCAUAUGUGCAGCUGUGCAGGGAAACAUGGAUGCCUGAAGAAGGUUUGAACCAAAGGUUCUGGGCCUCAGCACAGCCACAGUGUCACUGUGCAACGUACCUGGGGACACACGCUCUGCCUGUGGUGACCCUCCCCUGAACACUUCCUCUGGACCCUGCUCAGGGCCAGAACAUGUAGCAGCCCCCUCUCCUGGUGGAUCAUGGUAUUGGAUUUCAGAUGUCACUCCCUUCCUCCUCUGCUCCUCCUUAACAGUCCGGUCCUGUCUGAACAUCAGAUCAAUCUACCUCCGUCUCUUCUCUGUUGGUAAACCAUGUCCUCUGUUUGAGACAGGGGAUUGUAACAACCUGUCUUGAUGCCACCAGUGACAUAAAGCAUUAAUGUUUUCUGUCCAAGUGAUAAUUGUUUGGAACCCUUUUUUGGUUUCCCAAUUUUGAAUAAGCUUUUUUAACACAUUUACCUUUUUGUAGCGUUUUCUCCCUGUCUUUGGCAUUGAAAAUGAGAAUCUAAAAGGCUGUUUACAAGCAUCCUUUUAUUUUCACCAAAGCAUUGUCUCCACGUCUAGCUCAUCCCUGUGUAAAAAUAGCAUCUAGGCAGCUAGUGUGCGGUACCUGGAAACACCACGCCAAGAACUGAAUAGGACAAAACUGUUGGACCUCUUGCCAAGGCAUUUUUAUGGUAUCGCUUCCUCAGUGUCUCUGUAGUGAACAUUGGACACUGUCAGUUUAUAUUGCCAAAAAUCAUGUCUUAAAAGUCCUCUUAGCCAAGGAACUGGUACCCACAGCCUCAUUCAGAAUCACAUGGCUUCCAGGUAUCCUGACUUCCCCGGUCUCUUUCCCUCUCUCUCUAUUCCAGUGGGACAAGUGUUUGAAUGUGAACUGUAUGCUUGGAGAGGCCUGCAGUGUCCACGGGGCCAGGUGAAUUUGGGCCCACUGUCCCUCUAAGCUAUUCUGUGUUAACUGGCCUGCCUUGGUGGCUGUCACUGUGAGAUUCAGAGUAGGCUUUACCAACACAGGGCUUGACUGAAUGUGUUAGCUAUCCAUCAUCAUCAUUCACAAAUGCUAGAAAACAAUCUCAUAACUAUCACCAUUGUUAAGCCCUCACUUGUAUUCCAUACUGUAAGAUCGACAUUGAAAAGAGUUUGUUUUGUUGCAGCAGUGUCUUUUCGAACCAUGGCAAAGCUACUAAGCAGUGACUGUUAGGCAUCCGUGUACUGCAACUGGGCUUUGCGUACUGGUACUAGCUUUAGGCUAUCUACACUUCCUAUUUAUAUUGAAACCAUUGCAUGAACUCUUUCAAAUGUUGACUUCUUUGUAAUUUCAUGUUGAUUUAUUUAUUCAUUCAGUUGUGACUUUUUCUCUUCUAAUCAAAGGGGCUUGUGUCCCAUUGCAGCCAGACAAACCCCUCUAUGAAUGCUUAGCUUUAAAAACAUUUGUGUUUCUAUCACUAUUGAUUUAAAGUAGCAGUCUUUCUCUUAUAAUCAACCUAUUCUUGCCAUUUUGCCACACACACUGGCCCGAUUAAGCUACACUAAUAUUGAGACUGACUUGUGUAUAAAUCUAUUUUUUAAGAAAUGAUACUCUUUAUCUUUGGGGAUUUUGUUCUUAGCAGUUUUCUUUCAUCACUAGGUCCAACUAGAGGCUGUGCUCUCUGGUCAGUAUGUAAAUGACAUCUUUUACACAUUCAGUCGAUAAAUGAAUACAUUGGGAAAGCGUUCUCCCACCACAAUGUGAAGCUAUGGUCAAACAGCAGUAUUGUAGUAGUGUAGGCUCACCAGAGAAGGGUGUUUUUAUUUAAUGUUUUAUUCACCCUGGCAAUCGCUGAAUGCUCACAUUGAACGAUCAUUUGUGAAUGUGGUCUCUUCGGCAUAGUCCUUUGAUGUAAAUUUGAGUAAUCUCUCCCCUUUUAACACGUUUCACAUUGCUAGCUAGUGGAUUGUACCACGUUGUAAUGUUAUACAGAGCUGUGUGGUAGUAGGCCGCAAUGUGGACUGAAAAGCAUGGAAUGUGUGUGAGGUAAAACUGUGUCAAAUGUUGCAUGAUUUAAAACUUGCACGGCUUGCCAGAGCAACCAAUAAGGACUUUUGAGGGAUUUUGCCCUCAAAAUGAAAACUGUAUUCCCUCAAAAUUGGAGUAUGUAAAUUUCAGUUUUUUAUGAUUUUUCUCUCUAAAGUCUCUGCAAGUAACUUAUAUAUUGCUGACUGUUUCUUUAACUGGAAUCCAGGUGUAGGAUAUGAAAUGUGUUGUCAGUGGGAUAAGUGCUGUAAGCUGCUUGGUCAGACACGGGCAUCUAGAUACAUAAAACUGCAUAAUUGUACAGAUAAAUACAGGUUUGUAUAAAAAAACAUAUUUUUGUACUACAUCAGAUCUCUACAUGCAUGUCAGCAAUAAACUUUGAUAUGGAAAACA